This is a messenger RNA of Drosophila nasuta, 1509 nucleotides long. Its product is annotated as motile sperm domain-containing protein 2. The record is from RefSeq and is a predicted model, not a curated record. The coding region runs from base 728 to 1459 and encodes 243 amino acids. Gene Ontology annotation, cellular component: endomembrane system; endoplasmic reticulum-endosome membrane contact site. The transcript has 3 exons. NCBI's taxonomy places the organism in Eukaryota, Metazoa, Arthropoda, Insecta, Diptera, Drosophilidae.
ACUCGUUUCAAGAUAAGAACUCAAAGAAAUUAAAAGUUAAGGCGACCAUUCCACAAACUCCGAGUACAUUAUGAACUCGGCACGGCGGCAACAACACAUGCGAGUGUAAUAAUAAUAAAAAUCAAUUUCCAAACUGUUUUCAUGCUGAAGAAUCCACACGACAUUCAUUCGUUUACUCUCUCGACUCUCUCGCGAUCCGCUUUUGUUCUUAUCGCAAUUACUGACUGCUCCCGGAAGAACCCCUCGCCCCUCGCCCGACGCCAUUCCCAACGUCUCUGCCCUCCAACGAUUGCUGUCUGUUUGUUGCUCGCGUAAUGUAGUUUUUGUUUUCUGUUUCUGUUUCUGUUUUGUAGAUUGAUUAAAGAACGGUCUGCUGUUGUGGAUCGGCCUGCCACCCGCAUUGAGUUGCCUGCAUUGAUGAUCGAGCAGCUCGCUCAGCAGCUUUGCCCCCAAUUGAAAGCGUCUCGCAAUCUGUAGCGCUGUAGCGUUUGCAGUUGUGUUGCUGUCAGUUCUUGAUUGCUCGCCACACAGUCCAGUCAUACACAGCUAUCUCAGCUAUCCACAACGAUCCCCCACCGAGAGAAAAAGUGUGUGACAAAGAGAGCGCGCAUAUUCACUGAUUAGCGAUCGUCAGUCGGUUGCGAUAAGUUCCUUAAGGUUUUCCAUAUAAAUUCAACGUAUUCGCCGUGCGAUUCACCAGUGCAGUGUAUCACAGCUAGACAACAAGAUGCCGAAAGGAGAACAGCCCACAGCCGAGCAGGUUAACGAGGUGAAAACCCGUUUCCUCAAGAACCUUGAAGAGCAGCCACCAGCAGUGCCCUUCCAUCCCAGUGAUCUGGCCAGAAUCAAGGACAGCGAUGUGUGGAUCACACAGCUGCUCGAGGCCUACAAAUUGGAUGUGGAGAAGGCGAUCAUUCGCCUGCGCGAGAACUGCGAAUGGCGUCAAAGCUUCGGCACCAACGACAUCACAGCCACGAACAUCAAUCAGGAGUAUCUGAAUGAUGGCGAAAUCUAUGUGCACAAUCAGGAUAAGGAUGGCAUGCCGCUGUUGAUCGUGAACUUCUCCAAACACUCCAAGAGCAAGAAUCACGAUGAUCUUAUCCGUGUCAUUGUCUACUGGGUCGAGCGUGUGCAGCACCAAUACAACUAUGAAAAGAAAAUUACGCUUUUCAUGGACAUGACCGGCGCUGGAUUAAGUAAUCUAGAUCUGGACUUUAUCAAGCGCAUCGUUGGACUGUUCGAAACCAAAUAUCCCAAUGCACCCAACUAUAUUGUGGUGCACGAGCUGCCCUUCCUGCUGAAUGCUGCUUUUAAAAUUGUCAAGGGUUUCAUGCCCGCUGAGGCUUUGGAGAUACUGCGUGUGACCACCAAGAAGGACAUCAACGAGUAUGUAGAUAAGGAGAACUGCCUCAAGAGCUGGGGCGGCAACGAUGAAUACACCUACAAAUUUGCCGCCUAAACUAAAGUGUAAUUGAGCCAUGUAAAUAAUACGAUACUUAUUUAUCUCAA